Messenger RNA from Thalassophryne amazonica, 1064 nucleotides. RefSeq names its product fibroblast growth factor binding protein 3 (gene fgfbp3). The coding region runs from base 103 to 840 and encodes 245 amino acids. The transcript is spliced from 3 exons. Gene Ontology annotation, molecular function: growth factor binding. The record is from RefSeq and is a predicted model, not a curated record. Gene Ontology annotation, biological process: cell-cell signaling. Lineage: Eukaryota; Metazoa; Chordata; Actinopteri; Batrachoidiformes; Batrachoididae.
CCCCCGUCCUCCUUUAUCCCUCCUCAGCCCCUCUUUUAUGUCAGGCUUCCCGGCCGCCACUUUCUCACGGGGACACUGAGCCGUGGACCGCCACACGCCACGAUGAGUGGUCUUCUUCCCUGCCGCGCCCACGUCCUGCUGCUCCUCGUCCUCUUCCUGCUUCCUGUUCUGACAGGGACUAAGCGACAGCCCAACCAGGAAAAACCUAAUAAACCACGUCAGCCUCCAACAACAUCCCAACCAGCCAAGAGACCCAGGAACCGGUCUGUGCCAGGCUCCGGAGAGCUGACCACCAAGAAGGGUGACCGCUGCAUCUGGCAGACGUCCGGGGAGGUUCUGGUGUCGUUGCUGGUCAACUGCAGCUCCGAUACCCAGGGAACCCAGCCGAGAUACUGGUGCCGUUACGCUGGCAAACCGGACCUGUGCCAGGCCUACGGGGUGAAGUCCAGUCAGUACUGGAAGCAGCUGGUGGGGAAGCUGAAGAAAAGGCAGAACGCCUGUGAAGGAGAGAAAAUCCUGAAGGCCAAAACCUGCAAGAAGGCACCUGCAGAAGCCCACAUGAAGCUCGCCCAAAACAGCACGGAUGAGAGGAAAGGAGGGAAGGAAGGAGGAAAGAGGAAAGGAUCCACGGAGGGUCGGAACUCUGAUGGAGUGAAGGCAGAAAGGAUGAAGAAAGAGGAAGAGAAGAAGAAGAAGAAGAAGCUGGAGGAGAAGCUGGACGAGAACCCCGGCUCCAGGGAGGAUGGUGUGAUGAUGAGUGACAUGGAGCCGGUGCAGAGUUACUGCAGUGAAGGAUGGAACGCUGUCUGCUCCUUCUUCAUCAAGCUGUUUGAGGGCUGAUGGGAUUUUUUCUCUGUAAUUUAUACAGACAAGCUCAUAGUCUGAAAACCGUCCAGGUAAUGAAGCCCUACACCUUUAAUUUAAUAUGUUUAUACAUCACAACAAAUUAGAAAACAAACAGAAUAUUAAAUACAAAAAAUUCUCAUAAUAAUAAUAAUAAUAAAAGCUCUUUAACCUCGAUGUGAAAACUCUUAAAACAAGAAAAAUAUAAAACAAAUUACAUU